GGUGUAAGCAAAUAAUUAUACAUAUACUAUAAAAAAUAUCUCAAAUCUACAAAAGAUUGUAUUAACGAAGUCGCUGUUGAAAUUCAAAUCUGUCUUUAUUUCUACAUAGAUUACUUAAUUAACAAAAAUUUUCACUCUUAAUUGAACACAUUUUUAUUUUUAUCAAUAUUUUAUUUUCAUAGAUGUUCAUGCAGUUCAAACACGUCAACAAGCAAAAGCCGUACAAGAUUCGUCAAUCAUUUCUUCUUCAGCAUCUAAACGCUCUAAUCCUGUUGAUAAAUUUGAAUUACUGACACUCAAUAAUCAAUUAAAUUCAUCUCAAGGUCAUGUAGCAUCUCCAAUGUACGACAAACAUUCCCCAGUCAACAAUCAAUCGGUUGUACCUCAAAGUCUCACAACAGCUCCAAUGUAUAACAGACAUUCACCGAUCAACAAUGAAUGGGUUGUACCUAAAGGUGUCACAGCAGCUCCAAUGUAUGACACACAUUCACCGGUCAACAAUCAAUCGGUUGUACCUAAAGGUGUCACAACAGCUUCAAGACAUGACAAACAGCCAUCGAUCGAUAUUUUUGGGCUUAGUGUAUCACCUACUUACAAUUUACCUGUAACAUGCACCACAAAUCCACCAACUAUGCGACUUUCUAUUUCUGAUAAUUCACUCAAUGUAAGUUCAAUGAAUGUGCAUUUUGAUUGUAGAAAUUCUCCGUGUGUAUCUAUCUUCAGAGUGAUGCAGAAGAUCACUCACAAUGGUUGAUUACGCUACAAAACGAACAGGAGGCAAAAAUACAAGAGUGGGAUAAAAAAAUGAAGCAAGAGUGGCAAAAAAUAUUUGACAAGUUUCAACAAGAAUGGACUGAACAUGUACUGAAAGAGCGAAAUAAAUUGAUCGAACAAUUGGACGCAGAAUUAAAUGAAGAAAAGCGUAAACGCUUAGUCAAAAAACAAGGGUAAGUGCCUUUUGUAGCACUAACAUAUGCUCACUGUCUUUAUUGUAGAAAAAAAUCGUCAACGAAUAAUCGAAAAACGCAAACAAAACGAAUCAAUAAAUGAUAUUUGUUUUUGUAAAUAACUUUUUUCUUAUGUAAUUUUUCUCUGUUUAUAUCGAGUACAUUCCGUGUAUGCAAGAAACCGGUUCUAUUAUUUCUCAGCAAAUUUUUUGUAACUAUUACAAUUACAAAUAAAAUUUUAAAAAUAAAGAAAGAAUAUUGAUUUCAUUUCUGCCAAAAUUCAAGAUCCACUUUUUUAUCUUAAUAGAUAUGGGAAGUGUUAGUUUUAAAAUAAAUUUCAUAUUAGAAUAAAUAUAAAGUAAAUUGAUCGAUAAUAAGCGAAAAGAUGUUCUAUUAUAGGUUCAUUAUCAUCGAUUAUUUGUCAAUUUAAAAUAGAUAGAUGAAAUAUGGAAUAACAGAUAGAGGUUUUUUUUCGAUAUUUAUUUUAGCAAGAGUUUGUUUUUCUUAUUUCGAUAUACAUAUAGGGUGCUUAAAAAUUUCUGGCAACAUUGUUUUUGUUUCUCAUGUUGACUUAUUCUGGAAGCAGCAUUUGUUAUGUAUGAAACCAUCAAUACGAAUUUUCACAACUGUCUAUUAACCCUUUGAGGACGGGAAGCCUAUAUAUAGGCAACGGUUCUCGAUCGACUUGUAACGUACUUGAAUAUGUCUCUUAUUAUAUAGUGGUGAUAUACAUUUAGUGUAGACUAUGGAUUCUUCACCACCGAUGUGAUGCUACACCACCAUAUGUAUUGUAUUCUGAUACAUCUCCUUUCUAGCAGAGAUAUUAUUUCGAAGUUUCGAGAACGUGAGCUUUUUGAAAAGUAAUCCCGUCCUCAAAGGGUUAAGGCAAAUUCUAAGUAGAAUUUUUAGUCACCUGUUUUCAGAUGGAUACCUCAUAGGCAAAAAAACUCAAUUGUUAUUAGAUUUAACUGCUACACAAAUUCAUAAUGAAUUAACUACUGCUUAUGAAUAAAGUGUUGUUUUAUAUUGUAUAGUUGCUCAUUGGAUUCAUCAACUUUCAAGUUGGGAGAGUUGUUGAAAGAUGAUUCUCGAAGUAAUCGCCAUUACUGAACAAUGUAUUAUUACUGAUUAUAUUAGUACAAUCUUAGGCAUAGUUAUCACAUAAACUAUCGUGAUGAAUACUUGAAAAUAUUAGUCGAAAAUAACAUUAACAAGAAAAAAUAGCAUAAAUUUGCAUUAUAAAAAAAUGUAAAAUUACAUAUCUAAGAAACUAUUCUCAAUCUUAAUUAAAAAUCUAAAUUAUGAUUCAUUCACUAUACACCCUUUGGGUUUGCUCUUUCAGACUUUUGGUUGUUUAAUUGCUUGAAACGUAGCUUUUAUGAAUAUCAGCAUGUCAUAAGUUUAGGUAAAGCAAUAAGUAAUGAACUUAUUUCUAUAUCUAUUUACGAAUAUCAGAAGACUUUUCAAAAAUCAAUCUAUUGAACAUCAUGUAGAUUAUCUCGAACAUUUACUGUAAACAGGAUUAGAAAAAUGCCGUUUUCCUAUGAAUAAAUAUUAAAAAGUCGGUACUAGUUCACUUGAAA
Messenger RNA from Rotaria sp. Silwood1, 2530 nucleotides. NCBI's taxonomy places the organism in Eukaryota, Metazoa, Rotifera, Eurotatoria, Philodinida, Philodinidae. The record is from the annotation of a GenBank genome assembly.